CCAAGACAUGCCCGCCGUGCCUAGGAGCAGUCCGCGGCGCAUGGCCGUCCACACCAUCUGGCCGUUCACUGCACACUAUUCUUGAUCGCGGCGCAUGGCCGUCCACACCACCUGGCUAUUCACUGCACACUAUUCUUAAUCGCGCCUCUCUGUCCCGCCCAUCUGCAAGCCCUCACGCUUCACCCUCCGCACUGUGACGCCUGCGCACCAGCUCGACCGCGGGAGGCACCGACCGAGACCCUGCGCACAAGAUCGGACGCGCCCCUUCAGGUACCCGCGCGCAUGCAGCACAAUGUCAUGACAAUGAACGAGCGCUCCAUCUUGGACACGGUGCAGCGAUGGCGCCGCACCAAAUACUCGGCGCGUCCCUUUGCGCUCACGAUACUCGCCAUCGGUCUGAUCACGCUGCUCGCGUGGGCCAAAGAGCAGCGUGGAGCGGCACCGGCCAGCGUGCUGCUGCGCAAGAGAGACGUAACAGUUCUUGAUGAAGAGUGCCGCCUCGUCCACCAUGCGCACGACCAAUGCGCCUUCGUCCUCGCCAACUGCCCCGACGAAGAGGCCGGCGUCGUCUCCUACCUCACGCUCUACUACUGCCGCCUGCCCCACGCCAAACCAUUCGCCUUCACCAUAAUGACUCUGUGGCUCGCCCUGCUCUUCAGCACCAUUGGCAUCGCCGCCAGCGACUUCUUCUGCGUCAACCUGAACACCAUCGCGAGCAUGCUGGGCAUGAGCGAGAGUCUGGCGGGCGUGACACUGCUGGCGUUUGGCAAUGGCAGUCCAGACGUCUUCUCGACCUUUGCGGCCUUCCGUACGCAUGCUGCGAGUCUGGCCGUGGGCGAGCUCAUCGGCGCCGCCAGCUUCAUCGCUGCAGUGGUCUCAGGAUCUAUGGCCCUGAUCCGCCCCUUCAACGUCGCCCGCAAGAGCUUUGUCCGCGACGUGGGCUUCUUCAUCGUCGCGGCAGGGUUCAGCAUGGGCUUCAUCGUGGACGGCAAGCUCCACCUGUGGGAGGCUGUAUCCAUGGUGGCUUUCUACCUGUUCUACGUCGCAUUCGUUGUUGCCUGGCAUUGGUGGCUCAACCAACGCAAGGUCCGGAGACUCAAAAACAUGAACAGUCGCAGUCACUUCGUGACCCCUGGAGGCGAGGAGGAGGAGAUCCCCCAGUAUUUCGAUGAUGACGAUGCGCCUCCUUCCAAUUCUAGAACGCCGUCUCGGGGCGUCUCGAUUGACGACUUGAACGCGCUCGAACGUGCAGGCGAAAAUGACGGCAUAGAUGCAGACGAGAACGAAGAGGAGCGCGAGCGCUGGAUGGGAGAGAUGACGAACAACAUGCGCGUCAGUCGCCCGCAGCUGGGGCAACGUCGACCGACUCAGACUGCCAUUCGACCCAGUUUGGUGGGAGCGUUGGAAUUCAGGGCUGUGCUGUCCUCGCUGCAGAAGUCUAGGAACAUUCAGUCCAUGCCUAUCAGCCUGCGACGUUACUCGGACGAUCCCACCUAUACGACGGCGCAACAGCAGGACUUAAUCUCUACGACGUCUGACCCUGCGCCUCGGCCACCUUUCGAUGUUGCGUCAGCCUCGUCCGGAAAGUCGCCGAGCACAGUCAGGCCAGUACUGGAGGUGCAGCAGAACAUGAGCCGUACCAGAGCCGUCUCUACGAACGAUCUCGACAUCGUCCGCCUACAGCCCAGCACUAUACAAGGCAAUCUACCACAUAUCAGCUUCGCACCAGCUACUCCCGACUUCCGUGACAGCAUGUUCCCUCAAGCCGGUGAGGCGCCUCUCUCGCCUAGCAUCUCGCUGUCGCCACCACGAUCCCAGGGGUCAUCGCGGGCACAAAGUCCAGCACCCUCCAGAAGUCGAGGCCACCCUGACCUCCUAGCUCCUCCUGGCCUCGACUCUCAGGGUCUUUCGUACCGCUCAGGACAGUCCACCCCGAGCCCCCUUUCGUCACCAGUCAUCAAUGCUGGUGAUCGUCCUGCGCCGCCAAACUUGAAGCUGACCGUCCCCGGUGCUGCAUCGCCGCCAAUUCCAUUUCCCGCAUACACAGACUUUCCGUGGUCAGCACAUAGUUCGUCUCGGGCACCAAGUCUGCGUCUCCCCUCUCCGAGCGCAUCACCCGAGUCUGCCUUUCAUAAUGAAAGUCUCUUCGGCGUUUACGAUGUUGCUCGCACUCCAAGAUGGUGGCCGUCUUCGAUCCUGCCAGCGCCACAUGUAUUUCUGUCCACACUAUUUCCAACUCUGACCAGCUGGCGUGAUAAGAACAUCUGGGACAAGCUGUUGGGCCUUGUAGCUGCAUUACCCGUGCUUCUGCUGACAAUCACCUUGCCUGUCGUCGAGCCAGCAAGCAAUGACGAUGACCAACAACCUGGUCAAGGCCAUCCAGAUUUUGGUCUUCCACCGGCCCUGACGCCUGUCGGCGGUACCUUUGACCCUCAGUUUCGUCUCGACGGCUCUGCAUCCCUGAGUCGCGCCGGCACCGAUCCUGCGAAGCUGUCAAAAGCGUCGAACCCGAACGGCACAUCCUAUCUUUCCAACAAUACCACGGUCUCUGCGCCGCCGCUGCUCUUCGUCACCACCGAGGCAGACGUGAUGAAUUCACCUGAAGAGAUACCCGAGAACCCUCUCUCCGCCCACCCCCACCCGUCAACAGAGCCCAAGCAAUGGAACCGCUGGCUCGUCAUCAUGCAAGUCUUCACGGCUCCCUUCUUCGUCAUCCUAGUGAUCUGGGCGAACGUCGAACCCAAUAACCCACGCGCCCUCCUUCGGCAGACGAUGUACUCGCUCAUUGCCUCCCUCAUCAUGCUCGCCUUUAUCCUGCUCACGACAACACCGAACCGGCCCCCGCGCUGGCGCCAAUUGCUUUGCUUCCUCGGGUUCGCCGUGGCGAUUGCCUGGAUCAGCACGAUUGCGAACGAAGUCGUCGGCGUAUUGCGCACGCUCGGCGUUGUCCUCAACAUGUCCGAUGCCAUUUUGGGCCUCACCAUCUUCGCCGUGGGCAACUCGCUCGGCGACCUCGUCGCCGACAUCACGGUCGCGCGCCUCGGAUUCCCCGUCAUGGCCCUCAGCGCGUGUUUCGGCGGUCCAAUGCUCAACAUUCUCCUCGGCAUUGGAUUGAGUGGCACGUACAUGAUUCUCACCAAGGGAGAACACAAGCACGAGAAGCACCCCGACGAACCGCUGCAUUUCAAGCCUUAUCACAUCGCAGUGUCUACGACGCUGGUCAUCAGUGGCGCCAGUCUACUGGUCACGCUCGCGGGCUUGCUUGUUGCGGUGCCGGUGAGGAAGUGGAGGAUGGACAAGUGGAUCGGGUGGGGUCUCCUUGCGACGUGGGUAGUGAGCACCGCGAUCAACGUCCUGGUUGAAGUGCUGGGCUUCAGCAGCGACGUCAGCUGAUUGUAGGGCUAUCAUGGCCGAGGGGGCUUUUGGUGCUUUGCAUGAACCGCGGGAUGUACCUCGAGGCGUUUUGGGCUGCAUUCAUAUACCACUUUGCUUAUUGUACCUGCUCUGACUUGUGUCAGCACAUACACUCGCCCUUGAGGCCAUCGCAUAAAUCAUCAUUCACACGUUCAUAACUUCGAUACUGCAUGACGCUCUGUGUGGGUGAGGAACGCAUAUUUGAGGCGCUGCAGGUUCCAUUAAAACUCCACAACCGCCACACCCUCCGCACGCCUCACAGACCGCUCUAACAACCGUACCUCACGAAGACUCGUGAAUCAUUACCUCCGUC
Molecule: messenger RNA, 3727 nt
Organism: Didymella exigua CBS 183.55
Lineage: Eukaryota; Fungi; Ascomycota; Dothideomycetes; Pleosporales; Didymellaceae
Exons: 1
Coding region: 304-3393 (1029 amino acids)
Biological process (GO): monoatomic cation transport; transmembrane transport; intracellular calcium ion homeostasis
Cellular component (GO): membrane
Molecular function (GO): monoatomic cation transmembrane transporter activity
Source: RefSeq, a predicted model, not a curated record